GAAGUUCACUCCGAUCAGCUGAUCCCAACUGACAACAGGAGAGGAGGAAGCCCGGGAGGCAACGAAGGAGGAGGGGGGCGUAGGUGGAGAUGAGGAUGGACCCACCGGUGCCCUGAGGAAUAGCCCCCGCCCCACCGGCGCCCCGCGGCACCCCGACGCCGCCUCGUCGCUGCCGAGCUGCUCAGUGGUAUCCCCUGAAAUAUUGACUUGAGGUUGAAAUAUAUUGAAAAGUCCCUGACCACUUUCUUUCGUUACCAAAACUUUGUGGCUGAGGCCCAACAGAUGAACCCACCUCUGUGAACCCAUCAGACCUCUCUCAGAUAACCAUAAAAGACCUUUUCAAGAUAACUUUGACCACAUAUUUGCCUGCACUUUAUAGAAGAUGAAACCAUCAGACCAAAUCGACGUUGCUGCUGACACCAGAGCCUUGGAGGCAGAAAAUUAAAAAUUUGAGUAUUUGUAACUGUGUAAAGAAUUACAAUACGACACUGAAGAUUUUCUUUUUGAAGGUGUCCAGAACCCUGUGGAAGUUCUGUGCAGGCUUCAGACUCAAAGCCUUUGUCUUCACUGCUAGGGAAAGCUCAGUGACUGUUAUAUGGUGGGUGUGUUUCCUUGCCAAUCUGAUUAUGAGUGCCCAGACUUUUCCAGCAGAGAAGGGCCUGAAUCCGGGGCUGAUGUGCCAGGAAAGUUAUGCCUGCAGCGGGACUGAUGAAGCUGUCUUUGAGUGUGAUGAGUGCUGCAGCCUGCAGUGCCUUCGCUGCGAGGAGGAGCUCCAUCGGCAGGAGCGCCUGCGAAACCAUGAACGGAUAAGACUCAAACCUGGUCAUGUCCCUUACUGUGAUCCUUGCAAGGGCCCCAAUGGGCAUUUGCUGGGUGUUAGGCAGAGGGCAGCUGUGAGGUGCCAGACCUGCAAAAUCAACUUGUGCCUGGAAUGCCAGAAGAGGACUCAUUCUGGGGGUAACAAAAGGAGACACCCUGUUACUGUCUACCAUGUCAGUAAGGUCCACGAGUUGCUGGAGGCAGAAGAGAUGGAUGAGGAGACCAAGAGGAAGAAGAUGACUGAGAAGGUUGUGAGUUUUCUUCUAGUAGAUGAAAAUGAAGAAAUUCAGGUAACAAAUGAAGAGGACUUUAUUAGGAAAUUGGAUUGCAAACCUGAUCAGCAUCUGAAAGUGGUUUCCAUUUUUGGAAAUACAGGUGAUGGAAAGUCUCAUACCCUUAACCACACUUUCUUUUAUGGCCGUGAAGUCUUUAAAACCUCCCCUGCCCAGGAGUCGUGCACCGUGGGAGUGUGGGCAGCCUAUGACCCAGUCCACAAGGUAGCAGUGAUAGACACGGAAGGGCUCUUGGGGGCUACGGUGAAUCUAAGCCAGAGAACACGGCUGCUACUUAAGGUCCUGGCCAUCUCAGACCUCGUCAUCUAUCGAACUCAUGCAGACCGGCUGCAUAAUGACCUCUUCAAAUUCCUUGGGGACGCCUCAGAAGCUUAUCUGAAGCACUUCACCAAGGAGCUCAAGGCUACCACUGCCCGCUGUGGCCUGGAUGUCCCCUUAUCCACCCUGGGCCCUGCAGUUAUCAUUUUCCAUGAGACUGUGCACACUCAACUACUGGGCUCUGAUCACCCCUCAGAGGUGCCAGAGAAGCUCAUCCAGGACCGGUUCCGGAAGCUGGGCCGGUUCCCUGAAGCCUUUAGUUCCAUUAGCUACAAGGGAACAAGGACCUACAAUCCUCCCACAGACUUCUCUGGGCUUCGGCGUGCUUUGGAGCAGCAACUAGAGAACAACACCACCCGUUCUCCCCGGCACCCGGGGGUCAUCUUCAAAGCCCUGAAGGCAUUGAGCGACCGCUUCAGCGGUGAGAUCCCUGAUGACCAGAUGGCGCACAGCUCCUUUUUUCCAGAUGAGUACUUCACCUGCUCCUCCUUGUGCCUCAGCUGUGGGGUUGGAUGUAAGAAUAGCAUGAAUCAUGGGAAGGAAGGAGUGCCUCAUGAAGCCAAGAGCCGCUGCAGAUACUCCCACCAGUAUGACAACCGAGUGUACACCUGCAAGGCCUGCUAUGAGAGGGGCAAGGAAGUCAGCGUAGUGCCCAAAACGUCUGCUUCCACCGACUCUCCCUGGAUGGGUCUCGCAAAGUAUGCCUGGUCUGGGUAUGUGAUCGAAUGUCCUAACUGUGGCGUGAUCUAUCGUAGCCGGCAGUACUGGUUUGGGAACCAAGAUCCUGUGGAUACAGUGGUGCGGACAGAGAUUGUGCAUGUGUGGCCUGGAACUGAUGGAUUCCUGAAGGACAACAGCAAUGCCGCCCAGCGCCUGUUGGACGGGAUGAACUUCAUGGCUCAGUCGGUGUCUGAGCUUAGUCUGGGGCCCACCAAGGCUGUGACUUCCUGGCUGACAGACCAGAUCGCCCCUGCCUACUGGAGGCCCAACUCCCAGAUCCUGAGCUGCAACAAGUGUGCGACAUCCUUUAAAGAUAACGACACUAAGCAUCACUGCCGGGCCUGUGGGGAGGGCUUCUGCGACAGCUGUUCAUCCAAGACCCGGCCAGUGCCCGAGCGGGGCUGGGGCCCUGCACCUGUGCGGGUGUGUGACAACUGCUACGAUGCCAGGAAUGUCCAGUUAGAUGUUAUUGAAGCUCAGGCGGACGAUGAAGGUGGAACACUGAUUGCUCGGAAGGUGGGCGAGGCUGUGCAGAACACCUUGGGAGCUGUGGUGACAGCUAUUGACAUACCACUAGGUCUGGUCAAGGAUGCAGCCAGGCCGGCCUACUGGGUGCCUGACCAUGAGAUCCUGCACUGCCACAACUGCCGCAAGGAGUUCAGCGUCAAGCUGUCCAAGCACCACUGCAGGGCCUGUGGACAGGGAUUCUGUGAUGAGUGCUCUCAUGACCGGCGGGCUGUCCCCUCUCGUGGCUGGGACCAUCCUGUCCGAGUCUGCUUCAACUGCAAUAAAAAGCCCGGUGACCUUUAACCCCAGCUCCCUCUCCGAGUCCCUCACAAUUCCUUAGGUUCUCAGGGUUAGAAGCCGAAGUCUUGUUGAGGUAGGGCCUUCUCCCGGUCACCUCUUGCGGUGUUUGUCCUCUCCUCUCCUCAUCCUGGGGCCACUUUCCCUCAGUGGGGGCCGAGCCUGGUGGCAGGCCUGAAGGCAAGAACCCCUCAGGGCAGGGGACCGAGCAGCUCAUGGUAAAGGGGAAUGAACCUGAAUCCGUUGCAUUUAUUUCAUUUAAAAAUAAUAAAUAUAUAUAUGUGUGUGUAUGUAUACAUAUAUAUAUAUAUAUAUAUAUAUAUAUCUCCAUAUGGACAUAUGAAAGGAACUUGGAGUGUAUUGAGGCUGUGGCUGGCUGCAGAGACUUACCACAGUCUGUCCCCAGCGCAGGGAGGAGGUGGCAGUGGCCAUAGGUCUUCCCCACAAAGCCGAGCCCAGCCCAAAGCCACUGUGUCGCGGGUCACCUGCUGCUGCUUCUCGCCCCGUCCUGGAAGCCUCUCCUUCCCUGGCUUGCCCCGCCGCGCCUCCGAGUUGCCUGGGGAAGCCGCCUCCAGGUGCGUGUGCUCAGAGCAGCCGAAGGCCAAUUCUGCCUGCGCCCUCCGGGGAUCCAAUCCCAGUUCUUGGCUUAAGCGUGUUUUAGUCAGAGACCACCCAACUCAGCGUGCAGGUCACCAGAGUGGGUGGAGGCUCAGAGGUCGGUGUUCAGCCCUGAGAAGUCAAAAUGCAGGCACUGGGGGGGUGUCCCUCGUACUAGGGAGAGCACAGAAGGAAACGGGCCUUCCCUGGCAGCGUUUCCUGCGUGCUGACACUUCUGGCUGUCUCCACUGGGCUUUCCUAAAAGGCCGCACUUGGCUCCUAAGUCCGAGCACCUGCCGUGUUCCCCACCUCAACCCCCCAUGCCCCCACCCCUGCCUGCUCAAGUCCAUGAUUUGCUUCUGAGUGUCGCACUAGGAUUUUUUAUUGCUUAUUUUAAAGUGUCUUAAUUCUUUGUUCCCAGACAUGCCACCUCUCUAGCUAUUGGAGGGCAGGUAUUGUGAGAAACCUUCCAGGGAAACAGCACAGAAUGGACUGCUAGUUUUUUUUUUUUUAAGGUAUAUAUAUAUAUAAAUAUUUCAACAAAUCAUAAAGAAAUUCUAUCUCUUCGAUCCUUACAAAAGAAGUCAAAUGAACUUUUUUUAUCAAGAGCUGGGACAUCUACAUAUCUAUCUGGACUGGAAAGAGACUGUUGUGCUAAAAUCCUGUCAUCAUGGUGGAUUUUAUCUUCAAUGGCCAAAAAUGAAGAAUUGAAGCAACAUAGUUCUUGACUGAACCGGUGGGUGGGUUGAGCUUCAGGGAGGUACAUGGGCGGUCGUUCCUGGCAUGAGUAUCAGUGUGACAUGAGCCCUGGAGGAUGCCGGUCCUUCUCAGACCUGUCCCUUACUGCCUCCUGUGGCCCAGUGACUGAGGCCCUACCCUAGAACUGUGUAUUAUCAAAUUUGCCAUUAUAAAGCAAUCUUCCUGUGGAA
This is a messenger RNA of Cynocephalus volans (Philippine flying lemur), 4480 nucleotides long. RefSeq names its product zinc finger FYVE-type containing 1 (gene ZFYVE1). The record is from RefSeq and is a predicted model, not a curated record. NCBI's taxonomy places the organism in Eukaryota, Metazoa, Chordata, Mammalia, Dermoptera, Cynocephalidae. The transcript has 12 exons. Gene Ontology annotation, biological process: lipid droplet formation. Bases 627 to 2960 code for a protein of 777 amino acids. Gene Ontology annotation, cellular component: lipid droplet. Gene Ontology annotation, molecular function: phosphatidylinositol-3-phosphate binding; phosphatidylinositol-3,4,5-trisphosphate binding; metal ion binding.